This is a messenger RNA of Stylophora pistillata, 1888 nucleotides long. RefSeq lists its product as uncharacterized. Gene Ontology annotation, molecular function: phosphoric diester hydrolase activity. Lineage: Eukaryota; Metazoa; Cnidaria; Anthozoa; Scleractinia; Pocilloporidae. The record is from RefSeq and is a predicted model, not a curated record. Gene Ontology annotation, biological process: lipid metabolic process.
UGCUUGGAAAGCACGUUAUGUUUGUGGAUACUAGACUGUUUUUGGACGGUUUUACUCAAAUCUUGACAAUCUGCUGGUCAAAUAACACCAAUAAGAUGGUGUUAUGAAGGUUCAGGAAGUCUGCUGGUGGCAGGCGAUUUAGCUUCGUUUGGUCUCUACAGUCAUCACCUGUUUUGAUGACUGCGCUUUGCUGGAGAUAUUUUUCGCUGACGGUCCUCUGUAAAUGUUUUUGCCCCGUUUCUGGGUUUUUGUUUCAAUAAUUCUAAUUGUCACCUGUUGUUCACGCAUCGAUGGUUUUUGGUUCUUCUCUUGUCCCCAUGGCAACGGUUUUGGACAGGCUGGUGAUGUUUGCUCGGCUUUCUGUCGUUGCGAACCCUCAAACACGUGCGAGGCGGGAAUACAGAAAUGCGCGCCACCUGGAAGGUACAGAGACCGCUGUCAUGCUACGAGACCGUGUGCGACUGGGCUCAGUUGUCAUCCGGGAGUUCAGAAAUGCUUCCACGUGCCUCGUCGUCAUGGUGAGCCGUGUGUAGCGGGUUAUGCAUGUGGCAGCGGUCUCUCUUGUGAGCCUGGAGUUCAGGCAUGUUAUUACCGCCCUCGCCAAUACAACGAACCCUGUUCUGCGGGAUAUUCCUGUGCUCCAGGACUCAGCUGCCAACCAGGUUAUCAGAGAUGCUUGCAUCAUCCGAGGCUAGAAAAUGAGAGGUGUUCGGUGGGAUACGCAUGCGCUGAUGGUUUGGUCUGUAGACUGUGUGACAAGCCAUAUGCCACUUGUCAGCUUUCGCGCGUACCUGCUUUAACAGAGCAGGACUAUGGCAGACCCUUUAACAAAGUGGCAUUCCUUGUUACCCAUAAUUCCUUCUCGCAUUCUCCAAAUUUUGCUGUAUGGGCCCGGAAUCAACGUUUUAGUGUCAGUCAGCAGUUAAAGGAUGGUGUGCGCGGUCUCAUGUUAGAUAUAUAUCCAGGAUGGGCUGCAGCGGAGGUUCGUCUUUGCCAUUCGUCUUGUUUCUGGAGCGGAUCAAUAGACUUGUUAAGCACGUUGAUUGAAAUCAGAAAAUUCCUGGAGAGUAAUAUCCGAGAAGUUAUCACAAUAAUUUUUGAGGAUUACUUAAAAAAUCCCACAAUCUUGAAAACAGUGUUCGAUCAAGCAGGAAUUUCUCCUUAUGUGCUACUGAAAGACAACUGGGGUGAUGGGUUCACCGAUUGGCCCACUCUAAAUGCCAUGCGCAGAUUAGGUAGACUGGUGGUGUUUAACAAUAACGGCCUUCACGGAUUCCCAUAUACUGAGGUCAACAUGUGGAGUUAUGUUAGAGAGAAUCGUUAUGGAAGUCCAGGUAGAAACGAGAGGGAAUGUGUAGAUCGCGGAGAGUCUCGGUGGAAUGCUUUCUGGAAUGACCGCUGGAGCCUGGUGUUGGUAAAUUGGUUUAAUACCCUGGCCAAUCCUCUUGAGCCAUGUCUUAAUUCUUUCCAGGAGAUAAGAAAGAAAUUAAACACUUGCCAUGACAAAUUUGGUUAUUGGGCAAAUUUUAUAGCGGUCAAUUAUUAUACUGCAGGUUCAGGAGGCGGAGCUUUUCAAGCUGUCAAAUGGCUGAAUAAUAAGUUCAGGGGGGAAACUUCAGUAUCGAAGAUAAGGAAAGCUUCCGUUAUUCCAUUCCCUGACGUAGUCACUCAAUGGGAUGGAGCCAAUCAACAGCGUCAGACGAAACCCAUUCCAAAGCAAGACAUGAUUGACGGACCAGGGUAUGUCUCUUUAAAUGGGUUGAAAGAAAUAGCACAACUAAAACCAUCAGCUCUGCUUCAACAAGAAAUAGCACUGCUUCAAACGCUCAUAUGGCUUCACGUGGGCGGAUUUCACCAAAUGAAAGAAUUAGCCAAGGUAGUCAGCUGA